ACGCUGGUCAGACCUGACAGACCUGCUGAGCCGAACUCUAUGGCGGCGGCCGCGGAGCGGGAGCCGUCCCCAGGGAACCCCGCGGCCGCGCCGGCCUGCCGCUUCUUCCUGGAGGGCCGCUGCCGCUUCGGCGCGCGCUGCCGCCAGCCGCACCCAGGGGCACCGGCGCCGGCACCCGUGCGGCCCAGCGAUGCUGUCCCAGCCGAGGCCGGGACCAAGAAGCCACCGUUGCGUACGGCCGCCGCCGUCAUCCAGCGCAUCCGCUGGGACCCGCGCCUAGACCCGGCCGACUUCUCGGUGGGUUACGUCGACCGAUUCCUGGGCGUGCGCGAGGAGCCCUUCACGGCCUUCUGCUGGGACGCGCCGCUAGCGGCGCUCGGACCCGGCGUCCUGGCCAUACCGCAGCACCGCGUGCGUUACUUCCGCUUCCGCGGCCGGCUCAUCUGGGACCGCGACUCGCGCACCGACCACGUCUUUGGCUCCGGCCAGGCCGCGGGCCGCGGGCCGACCAUCCUGGAGGCGCUCAGUGGGGACCAGCCUGGCGGGGACGAGCUUGAUGGGGACGCGCUCAGCGGGCACGCCCUCGACGGGGACGAGCCCGGGGCCCUGGACGCUGAGACGCAGGAGGCGGAGCCCGGAGGGCGUGGAGAGCCGGCCUUGGCAGAGCUUGGGGCAGCGGGGGCCCAGGGUAUCGGAGGCCCAGAUGCCGGGAGCCUAGUGCUGGCAGAGUCGGGUCUGGAGGAGGCAUCUGCGACGACCCAAGAGCGAGGGAAGGCCAAAACAACGCUGGGCGGAGCCGACAGCCAGGACUCACUUUGGAGAGCGACUGAGGCCGACGACGAAGCCGCCCCAGAGUCAGGCUCUGGGAAAGACACCACAGGGCGCCUCGCUGUCAGAGCGAAGGAAAGGGAACCGACACUAACAGGAGCAGCCAGGACCAUGGCGCUGACGGACGGGGAAGCGCAGGCCUCGGCAGCCCCAGAGCUGUCUCUGGGAGCUGACGUCCUCCAUGUGAGGAAAGGGAAGCCCACUGGGGAGAGAGAGGUACAGUGGGGUCUUGGGGCCUGGCAUACGGAGGACGACAGGAGGGUCAUGACCAGGACUGUGGGCCCUCACCAACCCCGCCCCACCCAUUUCGUGGCCCUCAUGGUAACAGAACCCGGGCUGCUAGCAGAGGUGGCCCAGGCCCAGGCGCACCUGGCAGAAGUGGCUCCAUCCUGCGCUGCUUUCAUGGUGCCCUCACAGGCCCUGCACCUGACGUUGGCCCUGCUGCGCCUAGGAGGCCCCGGGGAGGAGGCAGCAGCCGCCCGAGCUCUGAGCGAGGCCCUCUCCCACCCAGGGCUCCAAGCACCCCCCGAGCUGAGGUUCAGGGACCUCGUGCUCCUUGGCCACCAUGUGCUUUGUGCCCCACCUUCCCCCUCAUUGGACAGUAUGGCCCAGGUGCUGAGCCAGAGGCUGGCGGCCCAGGGGCUGCGAGUGCUACAUCCCCCAGAGGGGCUGCACCCCCACCUCACACUGGCCAAGGUGCCCCAUGGCUCCACCGUCCACCUCCCAAAGCCAGGGUUCAGCCUUAGGCAGGAGCUAGGGAGCCAGCCAGUGGGGAGACUCUGGCUGUGCUGCAUGGGGAGGGCAGGGGAUACCUACCAGGCCCUGGCAGAGGUCCCCCUGAGGUGACAUUCCCAGACCCACUGC
Trichechus manatus latirostris (Florida manatee) is the source of this 1692-nucleotide messenger RNA. It is a transcript of the gene LENG9, whose product is annotated as leukocyte receptor cluster member 9. Gene Ontology annotation, molecular function: metal ion binding. Bases 40 to 1674 code for a protein of 544 amino acids. NCBI's taxonomy places the organism in Eukaryota, Metazoa, Chordata, Mammalia, Sirenia, Trichechidae. The record is from RefSeq and is a predicted model, not a curated record. The transcript has a single exon.